CAAACAACGCCGCUGUGCCGCUUCAGAGUGUUACACCUGAGGGCCGUUUUUAUUUAACGUCUGCUUGAAACCAGCUGUUUUCUUGUAAUUACCUCAAAAUGAGCUCAGCGCUUUUAGUUUCCAGGCCACAUUUUGACAGCAGGGCAGCGGCCCAGGGACUGCCGCCGGAGAAAACUCCACAUUUGGAGCUGCAGAUCCCGCAGCCGUCCUCCGGUUCAGCCACCGUGGGUUACCGCUCCGCCAAAUACACCCCGGCCGAGUGGCACUCCAACUGCUUCUCCAUCCUGCGGCAGGCUGAUACCCACCGUGACACAGCGUGGGACAUCCAGCAAGACUCCAAAACUCUGUGCCAGGACACCGAGGCAGCUACCGCGCAGACCCAGGCUGUAGGAACACGCCUUCUGGGUCAGCGAUUACAAGACAUCCACUUCUGGAAGUCGGAGCUGCAGCGACACAUCGAUCAGCUUCGAGCAGAUACGGAGUCACUGUUGGCACUGAAGGCGCGGCUGGAAAAGACGCUGGACACCACGGAAACUCCGUAUGCCAUCGCCACUGAUAAUGUGAACUGCAGGAGGCGGCGUCCAGCACCAGACCUGGUCAGAGACAUUGUUGAGGAGGAACUGUUAAAGGAGGUGGAUUUGAUCAGGAGCAUCCAGGCUCUUCUGAAGACAACCACUGCUCAAGUUGUCAGUCAGAUCAGGAACAACAGAGAUGCCAAGCAGAUGUUAGAGUUGGACUGGUCUGACAAGUACCAGGCCUACAACUUAGAUGAUAUCUGUGGAAGGUACAACAACAUGAGUCCGGACACACGACGCCACCCCAGCUCGGCCACCCAGCAGGAGCAGGUGUGUAAUCCCAUAUCAUGGACAAACUUUACACGAGACAACCUUUCCAAGGCUUUGCAGGAGGAAAAGGCCUCUGAAACUCUCAGAGAGCUUGUUGAACGUGUGCUCAAUGAAACCACCGAUGACCUGAGAGUCCAGUGUUCAGUUGUGAACCAAGCCUUCAGCCACCGCUGCGAGGAGCUGAUUGAGGCCAAGACCCAGCUGGAGAUGAAGCAAGCAGAGGUUCUGGAGCAAAUUGGGAUCCAGGAGAAGAACAUUGUAGCUCUCCAGCUGGCCAUUCAAAACAAAGAAGCCCCACUAAGAGUGGCGCAGUCCAGACUCUAUGUUCGCACCUUCAGACCCAACAUGGAGCUUUGUAGAGAUGAACCUCAGCUCAGUUUGGAAGGGGAGGUGGGCCAGAUUAAUGCCACGCUGACAUCUCUGCACCAACAGCUGAGCCAGGCAAGAGACAUCCUGUCCCGUCUGGAGGAGUCACGCAUGGCUCUUGAGAAAGACAUAAGGUUUAAAAACCACUCGUUGUUCAUCGAGAGAGACAAGUGCAUGGUUCACCGUAGAAAAUACCCCUCGAUCACUGCACUGUCAGGAUACUGAAGAAUACGACUAACUUCAAAUUUGUUGUGUGCUGUUGGGCAAGAGGCCUAGUCUAUGUAUAGGGGUUUCAUUUAUGU
Molecule: messenger RNA, 1513 nt
Organism: Thalassophryne amazonica
Lineage: Eukaryota; Metazoa; Chordata; Actinopteri; Batrachoidiformes; Batrachoididae
Gene: tekt4
Product: tektin 4
Exons: 7
Coding region: 99-1436 (445 amino acids)
Biological process (GO): cilium movement involved in cell motility; cilium assembly
Cellular component (GO): microtubule cytoskeleton; sperm flagellum; nucleus
Source: RefSeq, a predicted model, not a curated record